CGCCAACACGACCGCAAAUCCGCAACGCCUCCCCAGGACUGGUCCCCCACUCGGGCGCUCCCCAGUCCUCGCUGCCGCUGGGUGCCGCCGCCGCUGCGACUGCGAGCGAAGCGAGGCCAUGGAGCAAUCCGCGCAGAUUCCCCGCGUCAGGCUCGGCACCCAGGGAUUGGAGGUGUCGAAGCUGGGGUUCGGGUGCAUGGGGCUGACGGGCGCCUACAACUCCCCGCUCGACGACGACGCCGGCGUCGCCGUCAUCGCCCACGCCUUCCGCCGCGGGGUCACCUUCUUCGACACCUCCGACGUCUACGGGCCCCUCACCAACGAGAUACUCCUCGGCAAGGCGCUGAAGCAGCUGCCGCGGGAGCAGGUGCAGGUGGCCACCAAGUUCGGGAUACGACGGGACGAGAGCGGGGCGCGGACCGUGUGCGGCCGGCCGGAGUAUGUGCGCGCCUGCUGCGAGGCCAGCCUGCACCGCCUCGGCGUGGACUACAUCGACCUCUACUACCAGCACCGCGUCGACUGCACCAUACCCAUCGAAGACACGAUUGGUGAGCUCAAGAAAUUGGUGGAGGAAGGGAAGGUCAGGUACAUUGGGUUGUCGGAGGCGAGCCCUGACACAAUUAGGCGUGCGCACGCUGUGCACCCAAUCUCCGCGGUGCAGAUGGAGUGGUCUCUCUGGUCUCGCGACAUAGAGCCCGAGAUAGUGCCGCUCUGCAGAGAAUUUGGCAUCGGAAUUGUUCCAUACAGUCCAAUCGGGCGAGGGUUUUUUGGCGGAAGAGGAGUUACAGAACAAGUAUCUGCUGAAUCCAACCUGCAAGGGCAUCCUAGGUUCGUAGCAGAAAAUAUGGAGAAGAACAAGCAAAUUUAUCUGAAAAUGGAAGACCUGGCAAAGAAGCACCAGUGUAGCCCUAUUCAGUUAGCUUUAGCUUGGGUUCUGCAUCAAGGGAAUGAUGUGGUUCCUAUACCAGGGACAACUAAAAUCAAGAAUCUAGAUGCCAACAUUGAUUCCUUGAAGGUGAAGCUGACAGAUGAGGAUCUGAAAGAAAUUACCAGCCAGAUACGCGAAGAAGAUGUGGCUGGUGGAAGACAAUACACUUCCUUUGCACAUACCACCUGGAAGUAUGCAGAUACACCAAAGAAAUAGAACUCUGAAAACUUCCUAGCAACAGGAAGCCUAUGCAACAGCUGUACCAUUCUCCUUGCAUUUGUGCUAAAUCAGGUGGCCUAUGUAUCUUGUGAAAUACUCUGUGCUAAACAAUGUAGGACUAAGAAUAAUAAGUGUUGUUUGAUUGGUGAUUAUGAGCAAAACGGUUGGUUU
Phragmites australis (common reed) is the source of this 1318-nucleotide messenger RNA. Its product is annotated as probable aldo-keto reductase 1. The transcript has 7 exons. Gene Ontology annotation, cellular component: cytoplasm. The record is from RefSeq and is a predicted model, not a curated record. Bases 119 to 1144 code for a protein of 341 amino acids. Lineage: Eukaryota; Viridiplantae; Streptophyta; Magnoliopsida; Poales; Poaceae.